Messenger RNA from Capsicum annuum, 1685 nucleotides. RefSeq lists its product as uncharacterized. The record is from RefSeq and is a predicted model, not a curated record. NCBI's taxonomy places the organism in Eukaryota, Viridiplantae, Streptophyta, Magnoliopsida, Solanales, Solanaceae.
UAGUAACAAAGAAUUCCUUUCUUCAGGCUAUUCAAUACAUGAAAAUUCUGAAGAAAUCAAGAAGAUUAAAUCAGCUUUAACAUGGAUUUUUCUUGAUCAAUCAAAUUUAUGGAGAGCUGGUCUUUCUUGGACUCUUUUUUUCUUACUUACAAUUGUUGUUCCAUUAGUAUCACACUUUGUGUUUUCUUGUUCAAGUUGUGAUGUUAUGCAUCAAAGGCCUUUUGAUGUUCUUGUUCAAGUUUCUUUGUCACUUUUUGCAACUUUGUCAUUUGUUAGUCUUUCUAGAUUUGCAAGAAAAUAUGGGAUUAAGAAGUUUUUGUUUCUUGAUAAGUUGUAUGAAGAUAGUGAGAAGGUUCAACAAGGAUAUACUCUACAACUACAUAGGUCGAUGAAGAUCCUGUCAUCUUUCGUUCUCCCUUCUGUUAUCGCUGAGAGUAUUUACAAGAUAUGGUGGUUUUCCUCCGGGGGAAAACAAAUUCCUUAUCUGUACAAUGGCGUUCUGAGCAAUAUCUUCGUAUGCAUACUGUUAAUAUGCUCCUGGCUCUACCGGAUAUCAAUUUCCUUCCUUGUAUGUGUUCUAUUCCGGUUAAUAUGCUGCUUGCAGAUCCUUAGACUCGAAGAGUUUGCUCAAGUUUUCGAGAAAGAAUCUGAUGUCUCAUCGAUCAUGUUAGAGCAUCUCCGUAUCAGAAGAACUCUUCGUGUCAUUAGCCAUCGGUUCAGAGUUUUCAUUUUGUCUACGCUUAUACUAGUUACCAUAAGCCAGUUUCUUGCCUUGCUUCUUACGACUGAGCCUAGCUCGACUGUCAACAUGUUUACGGCUGGUGAACUCGCGUUGAGCUCGAUUACUUUGGUAACCGGACUUUUCAUGUGCUUACGUAGUGCAGCAAAGAUCACACACAAAGCGCAAGCCGUGACAUCUCUUGCUGCUAAAUGGCAUGCUUGUGCAACAAUCAGCAGCUUCGAUGACAUGAAUGAUGACACUCCAACGGCUCAGACUGAAAAUCCUCACGCUGUAUACCCGAUCAAUUCCAGUUGGGACAGCGAUGAAGAAGGAGACGGAGAUGAUGUAUUGGACAACACGAAUAUGGUACCAAUACAUGCUAGUACUGUAUCUUACCAAAAGCGACAAGCACUAGUUUCAUACUUCGAGCACAACAAGGCUGGAAUCACGGUAUACGGCUUCAUGUUAGAUCGUACAUGGCUUCAUACAAUCUUCGCGAUUCAGCUCUCUCUUACACUCUGGAUACUCAAUAAGACAAUUGGUAUCUCGUAAAUCCUACUCAACGACAUGAUCUGUGUGUUCGCGUACAUGUACGAAAAUCUGUACUAUCGAUACGUAGAGAAACUACUCUCUAUAUAUAUGUAUCCUGGUAACUAGUAAAGUUGCUGCCAUGUGACCAGCAGGUCAUGGGUUCAAGCCUUGAAAACAGCCUCUGACAGAAAUGUAAGGUAAGACUACGUACGAUACACCUUUGUGGUGGGGCUCUUCCCCGGACACUGCGCAUGACGGUAACUUUAGUGCACCGGGAUGGCCUUAUUUUAAUCUUCGAUGCCAAAAUUUUGCAGUUUUUCGUCGUACUGAUUGUAUUCACUGUUGAUAAUGGUGUCACCAAGUGUACUAUUUGUUUAUAUAUUAGCUUUUGUAAAAUGAAGUGAAAUUUUGUAUGGGUAAAAUGAUUUUUUCU